AUGGUCAACUCUGAGGUUUCCUUGAAACCUCUCUUGGCGACUAACGUGCCGAUGAUAUUUACGCUGUUGGUGCCCGUCAACUUCACGGAGACAGGACAUCGUUUCGUCUAUCUACGAGAUAUUUUGGAAGAGGUUGCUGAGCUAACUGGCCUGGCUCUCCAAGGUAUGCAAGACAAGAUUAGAUCAGUUCCCAAGCAGUGUUGACAGGCCACUCAGCCAGUUGCUAACCGUUUAAUUCGGCGACUUAUCUGUGCCUUUGUACAGAGGACUCCUGCUUCGACUACUGGGUGGUCGACGACGCGGCUACGUCAUCUACUCGCUCGACUCCAUGUCUUGCCUCCUGCCGGUACGACCAACUCGCAGCAUUUACUGCUGCGACCGACUCUUCGGACAAGGUUCUCGGAUUGACCGGCUUCGUACUCGACAUCGACUCGUUGCCAGCAGAAGCAACCAUUACCUUGAGAGUGCGUAUAGCUUCAUGAGUUGACGGAUUCUACGUCGUUGAGCUUUAGUCGCUGAGCUGACUCUUGAUUGCAAAUGUCACAGGUCUACGAGCACAUCAAGGCUCGACUCCCAUUCGUAAAUAUCACUGCAAGACCUACGGAUGAUUUCCACUGUGGUUGGGAUGUCGAAAGAGCGCGGAAGCCAUUUUACAACUCCAUUUAAGCGGGGGAGUUAUAGUAGCCCAGUAGUCAGUCAAUCACUUAGCGAACCCCGCCCUCCCAAGACGAUUAAAACUAGACGCUGAUCAUCACUUUUUUCGGCAGACCUGGCUCGAGACACUUCACUCGUUCACCGUCGAUCAUCCGGUUCUGCCAAGCGCUGUCACGUUGAAUGAUUCCGACCGAACUCUCGUCGAAUUACAUCUUCAACGAGCCGGGUAUUGCACUGCCUGCAACUGCAUUCAGAUUGAGGUGUCCCCAAGACGACAGUUUGUGGUUGACUGGCCCCUUCUCAUCUCAAGUCUCCACCUGCCUUCGCAUUCGCUGGAAACGUUGUCGGACGUCCUCGCUUCAAUCGUUGGGCAACCGUUGAAAUUGUACAGAAAGGCCAAGAACUCCGGCCGUCGGCAUCACAAGCGCAAUUGCCCCGGAGGCUCUUACGUGCAAUUCGUUUCAAUCACCUCGCUCCCCCGUGUGAUUGUGAUCAACAUCAACAAUAUGUACCCGGAACAUUCACUGGCCCCAGCUGAGCUACGCUUCGGUGUUUCGGACCAAAUGCCAGAGAUGGUCUGGCGCCUUCGGUCAGGAGUGUACAACAUCAACAAUUCACAUUUCGUUACGAACGCGACGGUUGGAUACGGGCAAGAGGCCACACGCUAUCAUUUCGACGCAAUCAAAGGCUCUCUCGCUAGGCCGAUAGGGGACAGGAACGCUGGCGGAUUAGUUUCCGUGCUUUUCUACGAGCUAGAAGAGGAGUCAUUUGACUUCUUGCAAGCCUUCAACCUAAUUCUAACACGGCAGUGGCACGAAAUGUGGAGUCUAUACCAUGAGCCCUCCGAUCCUACUGAUAUCGGCAUCAAAGUGCAAAGGGACUCUUGA
Microbotryum saponariae is the source of this 1541-nucleotide messenger RNA. NCBI's taxonomy places the organism in Eukaryota, Fungi, Basidiomycota, Microbotryomycetes, Microbotryales, Microbotryaceae. The record is from the annotation of a GenBank genome assembly.